AUGGAGAUCCCAGUGCCUGUACAGCCGUCUUGGCUGCGUCGUGCUUCGGCCCCGCUGCCGGGGUUUUCGGCGCCGGGUCGCCUCUUUGACCAGCGCUUCGGCGAGGGACUGCUGGAGGCUGAAUUGGCUGGGCUCUGCCCCUCUGCGCUCGCCCCUUACUACCUGCGGGCACCCAGCGUGGCGCUGCCCGUCGCCCAGGUGCCGAAGGACCCCGGCCAGUUCUCUGUGCUGCUGGACGUGAAGCACUUCGCGCCGGAAGAAAUCGCUGUCAAGGUUGUGGGAGACCACGUGGAAGUGCAUGCGCACCACCAGGAGCGCCCGGAUGAGCACGGCUACAUCGCACGUGAGUUUCACCGUCGCUACCUCUUGCCCCCUGGCGUGGAUCCCGCCGCCGUGACGUCCGCGCUGUCUCCCGAAGGUGUUCUGUCCAUCCAGGCCGCACCGGCACCGGCUCAGGCUUCGCUGCCAUCACCAACUGCCGCUAAGUAG
Molecule: messenger RNA, 489 nt
Organism: Chrysochloris asiatica (Cape golden mole)
Lineage: Eukaryota; Metazoa; Chordata; Mammalia; Afrosoricida; Chrysochloridae
Gene: HSPB6
Product: heat shock protein, alpha-crystallin-related, B6
Exons: 3
Coding region: 1-489 (162 amino acids)
Biological process (GO): response to heat; protein refolding
Molecular function (GO): protein folding chaperone; structural constituent of eye lens
Source: RefSeq, a predicted model, not a curated record